Zingiber officinale is the source of this 3566-nucleotide messenger RNA. Its product is annotated as DNA-directed RNA polymerase III subunit 2-like. Lineage: Eukaryota; Viridiplantae; Streptophyta; Magnoliopsida; Zingiberales; Zingiberaceae. The record is from RefSeq and is a predicted model, not a curated record. Gene Ontology annotation, molecular function: DNA-directed RNA polymerase activity; mannose-6-phosphate isomerase activity; zinc ion binding. The transcript is spliced from 6 exons. Bases 733 to 1182 code for a protein of 149 amino acids. Gene Ontology annotation, biological process: DNA-templated transcription. Gene Ontology annotation, cellular component: RNA polymerase III complex.
UCCAUGCAACAUAACCUAAUCGAUCACUCUUCUUCCCACUGUACACGCCGAUUCUAUCUUCUUGUUCUCACCGUCGCACUCCUCUCUCCUACACUCACGCGUACCUGUCGUCGUUCCUCUCCCUUUCUCCUCCCUAACCUGCUAUCGCUGUCGCCUCUCUUCUCACCUGCUCCUCUCACCAUCGCCGCUCCUCUCAUCCAUGCUCACACAUCCCUGUCAUCGCCACUGCCAGUCGACGCCACCCCUGCCAGCCGCUGGCCUCCAUUGUGCGUCUCCACGACGAUUUCUCCGCAACACUGCCUCCCCGCGAUGUAAGAAUUUCCUCCGCAACACUACCUCCACCACGAAGAGCCCCAACCUUCAUCCCUCCUCCUCAUAGGGUUUCUGUUCUCCCCUAAGGUAAUGGAGGCACCGCUGAGGCUGUUGCGACUUUGGUGCUUGGUCCAGAACUAUGAUUAGGGACGCCGUGGGGAGGAUUCGACGAUGGCGCGUCUGUUUGAGUGGAACUCUAACUCCCAGAUCGAUUUAUCUCGUCCUUACGCAGAGUUCUAGAUGGGCACACAUGAGUCGGGACCUUCCUUUGCGGGCUCGGAUUCGGAGGAAAUUCCACUUAAGAAGUGGAUUCGGGAGAACCCUGGUGCUCUGGGAGAAAAGGUCUUGGCGAACUAGGGAACAGACUGCCUUUCUUGUUCAAGAUAUUGUCAAGUGCACCCAAAUAAGGAGUUAGCAAGGAUGCUUCAUAUGAUGCAACCAAAUGUUUACAAGGACCCAAACCAUAAGCCAGAGAUGGUGAUCACUUUGACAGAGUUCAAAGCGCUAUGUGGUUUUGUCAGCAUGGAGGAACUCAAGGAUGUCCUUAUCGAUGUGCCUAGAAUUGCAGAGCUGCUUGGAAUUCGUACUUUUGAUGAUUUUCUUUGGGAUGGAUUGGUUGAAUAUCUUGAUGCCAAUGAAGAGAACAAUGCAUUGAUAGCGUUGUAUGAAUGUGAAAAUGACACGGAUGAUUCUGAAAAGAAAAAGUGUGAUAUAACCCACAUAGAGAUUGAGCCUUUGACACUUUUAGGUGUUUGUGCUGGUUUAAUUCCUUAUCCUCACCACAACCAAUCUCCACGUAAUGCAUACCAGUGUGCAAUGGGGAAACAAGCUAUGGGUAAUAUUGCUUACAAUCAGACAAGUAAAUUAUAGAUACAACUUUAGCAACAUAUUGAUUUAUGUCAAAAUUCUCAUAUCCUAUGGUCAUAGCACAUAUGAGUACUAACUUACCCAAUUAUUUGGGGAAGUGAAUUUAGUCUCUAUCUGAAUUCUUGGACAUUUUAGGACUAGAUCUUUUAAGGCAAAUGCAUUGAUUUUCUGCCUCAAGCAUUGUUAUUGAGCUUUUCUAUAUGCAUAUUCCUACAUCCUGUUAAAAUGAUUCGGCUGAUCCCAAUUCAUUCAACUAUGGUUGUCAAAGUUUGUAUUGUUAUAUGGAUCACAUAAUUUAAAACUUCUGAAUAUUCAUUUGCGUUUGACGGAUAGGAACAACAAAAUUGAAUUAGUUGGAAAAUAAAAAAACAUGACAUGACAUUCCAACCAAGCAAUUUAUUAGUUUAUUGAUAUAUCACAUUAAAUUUUUUUCUCAUUAUGAGAAACUUAGAUCAUGAUCUAGGUAUUACUUCGAGGAUGUGCGAUUGUGUGUGAGGAGAAGAGUGUUGUUCGACAUUCUUGUGGAGGAACAUAUUGCAAGAGAGCAAUGGAGGAGAAUGAAGCUUCAACUUCUUCCGACAUUGUGUAGAGAGUCAUCAAUGGUGCAAGGCAAGGAGAAGAGCAUUGUUCUUUGUUGUUCGCAAGGAGGACAAAUGAGCAAGUGACUAGAUGAGCAUGAAGUUUCAUUCCAUGCUUGGGAAUGAAGGCUUUCUUCAGCGUUCAAAGCAAACUUAUUAAUCAAUGAGCAUGAAGGUUCAUUCCACUCCUCAACGAAGAAGGAUCACUGAGCAAGUGACUGGAUUAUUAUUAUAAAUAAUAAUAAUAACAAUCUAUAGUUAUAAAUAGUUUGAGAAUUAAUAGUAAAGUAUUAAUUAAUUAAAUUAAUUAAUCUAACUCAUUUUAUUCAAUCAUAUGAUUAAAUUAAUUAAAUUUAAUAACAUAAUUAAUCAAAUUAUUUGAGAUUAUAUUCAAAGUUAGUCAUUUUUUUUAAUUUAAUGGAAAUAACAGAUCAAAUUUGAUUAAAUUAAAUCAGAGUAUAACUUAAUUAACCUAGUUAUUUGGAGUAUUCUGAAAUAGUUAAGAGUUUUUUACAACACUUUGGAAUUCAACCUGGAGCCCAGUGGAUCUGGCCUAUUUUCUAGUUUGGUUCAAGCUUAUUGGUUCAGGUCUGUUUAUCCCCAACCCUAACGACAGUGGUUACUUUCUAUUGAUUUUUGUGUUGCUUGAAUAUUUCAUUUAGUUCUUUUGGACAAGAUGCUGACAACAAAACGAAGAAGUUUUUUGCUAGGUGAAGUAACUGAUGCCAAUGUAAAUGCAUAGUGAUCUUAGGUUUGUUGUAUUAUUUGUUAAUGGACUGCUGUCUGUUAUAUUCUGUUAUGUUAUGCAUAUAUGCAUGUUGCUCCUGAUUUUUAAUUGACUUAUGCACAUAUAGCUAAGUGCUAAUGUCUUUUAUAGUGUUAGAUCUUAUGGCAUUUCAGAAUCACUUACAAUUGCCCUAGCGAUAGAAAUGCUGGCACUGGAUUGUAUGAUAUUUAUAUUUGCCAAGAUAUUUAUUCUUUGACCUGUAUUCAUUCUGACAGCUUUGUCGAGCGGAUACUUUGCUUUAUUUGUUGGUGUAUCCCCAACGCCCAUUGCUGACAACUAAAACAAUUGAACUGGUGUGCAUUUUCCCUGUUAUGAUGGGUAUGCUUUAUGAGUUGUUUCUAACAUUUUUUACCAUAUUGGAUACGAUAUGCUAGGAGCUGGGCAGAAUGCAACUGUUGUUGUUAUGAGUUACAGUGGAUAUGACAUUGAGGAUGCAAUUGUCAUGAACAAGUCGUCUCUUGAUCGUGGUUUUGGCCGUUGUAUAUCAAUGAAAAAGUAUCUUUUGAUUCAACAAAAAUUGUGGCAAAAGGAGUGCUUCUCAACAUGGAUCCAAAUAAUAUAGUAGGGAGACAAAAACUAGGACCAAAUUGGUGUGAAGUACAAGUACUAGUUGUCCUAGAACCCGAAGAAAAUUUAAUUAGAUCUUAUGAUCUUUUACAAAGAUUUGAGGAUACACUUGGAGGAAUGAUUGCUUGACCUUGUCAUCUGUUGGCAAUAAGCGAAGAUUUCUAUUAGUGCAUAUAGAAUGAUACUUUAUAUGUUUCUCGUUUGGUGACAGGUACUUGGAUUUUGCAUAUGAUGGUUGAAGAUGGUUGAUAGUAAAUUAGUUGAGUUUUUAUUUUAUAAGGCUUAGUUUUAAAAAUCAAUGAUUUAUUAGUAUUUAGUUAGCAUUGGAUUCAAUACUUUUAUAUCAGUAUUGCAUUUGUACUUUUAUGACGAUGGGAUGAAUUGUGAUGAUAUGGUGAAUGAAUUGGAUAUUUUGGAUGUAAAACGUUUUUAUCCUUAUUGUGGUGAAUUGUGAU